AUGAACCUCGGUGGCAUUGCGGGGGCAGAUGCGAUUUGCACGGCAGAAGCAGGUCAAGCCGCAAAGGCCUUGUUGGUGGAUAGUUCGGGCUGCGGUGGGGCACCCUGCCGCCGCGCAUCUACACAGGCCUGGCCCCCCACUGAGGGGCGGAUCGACUGGCCGUUGCAACCUCGGACCACCUACUACAACAAGGAUUGGACAGAGGAGGUGGGAUUCACGGUGGGACAUGGUGUCAAUACGCACGAGCCGGAACCUAGCAUAGCCCAAAUGGUGGAGAAUGAGUGGGUGCUGACCACCGAUUGCCACGCAUUGCUGGCAGGGACCUUUCACAACCCAGUGACCAGCACUGGAUGCAGCAAUCAAGUUACGGGCCUGAAGAAAGACUUCCAGACGAAGUCGAGUGCCACUUGUAAAAGUUACACCAGCGCAGAUCCAGCUGAUCAGAUGUCGGUUGGGUGGUCCUGUGCUACGAAUGGCCCGGCAUUGGUGUACAACUGGGUGUAUCCUAAAGGGACUCAGUCCUGCGACAUCAAGAAGCAAUUCGUCUGCGUCACCACUCCGGAACCCACUGCUGCAGCGACAUGUGAUGAGUGGAAAGUUCUGCAGCUGGAGGACUACAAGGCCUUCAUCUCUGGUUCUGGUAAGGCGGUGGUGUACGAGGGCCCCCGCUUGGCCUUGGUCAUUGCAGACACCGCGCGGUCUGCAGAAUUCAAUCCAGAUGUGAAUGAUGCGAAGACUACGGCGGCCAUGAAAGACAUUGUUUCCAACUUGGAGAAGAUGCUCUACAUCUACGACGAUGUGGUUGGAAUGAUUCCCACGUACUACACCUCUCCGGAUGCACGGCUGGAAGGAAGGAUUCCCAACGAGAUCAACUACCUGAACGCUGGGGGCCUGGCUCACGCCACCCGUGCGGGCUGCGCAGCUUGGGUGGCCCAGUGGAAGAUGUUGGACUUUCACCUGCAGGGUCGGCAGGUGGUUGAUCACGUCUUCUUCUACGAGAACUUCAGAAACUACAUGUUCCCGAAUGUCUUCACGAAGGUGUUGGACUACCACACGUCAGUGAGCUAUCAGAGCUCUGGGUGGGUGAAUCAGGGCUUCAUCAACAUCUUCGGGUGUCUCACCUCCGUUGCCAUCACGCCGCCGGUGGAGUUCAACUACUUCGGAAAGGACCGGGAGGAGUUCAUGGCCAUGAUGGAAGAGAACUUGGCGAUCUACGUCAGCAACCCUGAGUACAACCUGGACAACGUUUUCAUGCAGGAGUUCCUUCCCUGGGCCUCCCACAGCAGCCUUGACAAUCUCUAUUCAGGACUCAACUCUUUCCUCUUCCGGAACUGUGGCGGCGUGGAGUGGUUGAAGGGGUUCUUUGGCUCUUUGCGCGGUCUGCUGGUCCGCGCUCCCGAUGGAAAAGGCGACUACGAGACCGCCAUGGAGAACUACUACAUUGCAGCAAGCAUCGGUGCGAAAGCAGACCUCAAGGAUUUCUUUACAGGCGAGUUGAAAUGGCGCCUUCGUCCUGCUGCCUUGGCAGAAGUUCACGCGAAAGGUUUUACAACGACGAUGAGCCUGUCGGCAACCACAACGACUACCACCACGACGGUGCGACUUGUGAAAGAUGCCAAGAAAGCCCAGGAUUUUGCAUCUAGAAAGCUCAGGAAAUAG
Messenger RNA from Symbiodinium natans, 1659 nucleotides. The record is from the annotation of a GenBank genome assembly. NCBI's taxonomy places the organism in Eukaryota, Dinophyceae, Suessiales, Symbiodiniaceae.